AUGAUGGGAAAUCAGUGGGUUUUGGGGAUUCGUCUCUUUUUCUUAAGCUUUAUUUUGGUUGCAACCAAGUAUACUUGUCUGCGUGCUCAAAAUUCGACUUCAAGCUGCCAUGAACGAGAGAGACUAGCACUACUCGAGUUCAAACAAAGCAUCAAAGAUGACUACAAAGUGCUCUCAUCAUGGGUUGGCAUUGAUUGUUGCUCAUGGAAAGGAGUCCGCUGUGAUGGAGCCACCGGAAGAGUUGCCGGUCUUCAUCUCAGAGGAAAUUACGCCUACAUUCAUGUCUUUAAAGGUGAUUACUACUUAGAAGGUGAUAAGGUGAACUCAUAUUUGGCUGAGUUAAGACAUCUGCAACAGCUGGAUUUGAGCAGAAAUAAUUUUCAAGGAUGUCGGAUUCCUAAAUUCAUUGGAUCCUUCAAGCAGCUAAGUUACCUCGAUUUAUCCUAUGCAGAGUUUAGUGGUAUUAUUCCCCAUCACAUUGGAAAUCUCUCCAAUUUGAAGGUUCUUGAUCUUGGUUCAAAUUAUAUGCUCACGUCAAAUGAUAUGGCAUGGGUUUCUGGCCUUUCCUCACUUGAGCAUCUUGACUUGAGCUACGUACAUCUUUCUCAAGCAAACAAUGUUGAUAUGGUAUUUUACAUGAUUCCUUCAUUAACAUAUUUAAGUUUGAGACGUUGUGACCUUACUAAUGCUGAUCUUGGACUUCAUCUUAAUUCAAGUAAAAUACUUCCCAACAUUGAACAUCUGGAUCUUAGCUCCAACAGCUUUGAAGGUCAACUCCCUCACUUUUUUCAGAACAUGACAUCCUUAACGUUCCUUGAUGUUUCAAGAUAUUAUCUUAGUCUGGCAUGGAACUCUGUAAACCUGGUAAACAUGAUCCCUUCUUUAUCAGAAUUGCAUUUGUCAGAGUGUGGGCUUCACAAUGCCCCCUUUUCACCCACUUAUUUGAAUUCCAGUGCCCAUUCUAACAUACAAUAUCUUGAUCUUAGAGGGAAUUCAAUUGAGGGUAGAUUUCCAUCUGAACUAAUGAACAUCACUUCCCUAAAAGUCCUUGACCUUACAUACAACAGUUUGAACUCAUCAAUUCCUGUCAUGCCUAACCUUCUAAAGCUUGAUGUUUCUGAUAAUAAGUUUGAGCACAUCGAGCUUGUUGGGAUUUGGAGACAAUGUCAUCUGAAGGAAUUGAGCUUAACAUAUAAUCAUUUUGGAGGAGAAAUGAUAGGCCCAUCAUCAAACACGUCUGAAUGUUCCAACUAUGCUUUAGAGGUGUUGGAAGCAGAUGAAAAUGAUCUAAACGGUUUGAUUCCAGAAUCUGUUGGAAAACUAAACAAUUUAAGAGUCUUAAGUCUCUCUUCAAACAGUUUUACAGGUUCAAUCCCUAAAGCUUUGGAGAGAUUAAGAUCUUUAGAAGUAUUAGAUCUAUUUGGUAACAGAUUAACCGGUCCUGUUCCAACAUUCCUUGGAAACCUUACCAAACUUGACCUUUCUCAUAAUCAAUUUAGCGGUUCUAUCCCAGAAUCAUUGGGAAGAUUAACAGGUUUAACUCUUUUAAGUCUGGAAUUAAACCUGUUAAUAGGUCCAAUCCCAGAAUCUUUGGGAAGAUUAACAGGUUUAACUCGUUUAAGUCUGCAAUCAAACCUGUUAACAGGUCCAAUCCCAGAAUCAUUGGGAAGAUUAACAGGUUUAACUCGUUUAAGUCUGCAAUCAAACCUGUUAACAGGUCCAAUCCCAGAAUCAUUGGGAAGAUUAACAGGUUUAACUCAUUUUAAUCUGCAAUCAAACCUGUUAACAGGUCCAAUCCCAGUUACAAUUGGGCAACUCACCAAACUCGUAGAAUUAGAUGUCUCUGAAAAUUCUUUAGAAGGAGUGGUUAUGGAAGCCCAUUUUGCUAACCUCUCGAUGUUGCAAUUGUUGAAUACAAGUGCUAAUCAUAAGUUGAUUUUUAAUGUCUCACAUGAGUGGAUACCUCCAUUCCAACUGAGGAAUGUUCAACUUAGUUCUUGCAAGAUUUUAAAUGGAUUUCCACACUGGUUGCAAAAUCAAAGGAAGCUUGAGCAGUUGGUGUUGUCUAAUGCUAGCCUAUAUGGACUUCUACCAACAUGGUUUCGGAAUUUGUCCAUGAUUGAUAGAUUAGAUCUCUCUAACAACAAACUAAUUGGAUCUUUGAUAAACCUUCCAUUUAGCGAAUAUACCAGGUUUUUAUAUCUACAAGACAACCUUUUCAAUGGGUCAAUUCCAAGGUCAAUGUGUAGAAGAAGAAGGUUGGAAAUUCUCGAUGUUUCCAGCAAUCGGUUAUCUGAAAAUAUUCCUGAUUGUGUAGAGAAUCUACAAGACAUGAGUAUGCUUAUACUUAGUUCAAAUGGGUUGUCUGGAGUCCUCCCAAGUUCUUUAGGAAAUAUUUAUUCAUUAACAUGGUUAAAACUGAAUGACAAUAACUUCAAUGGCCAAAUACCACAAGACUUGGGAAAGUUGGGACACAUGGAAGUUUUGGAUUUGGGCAAUAACGAAUUCUCAGGAAACAUACCAAAAUGGAUUGGAAAAAAACUUUCAGAAUUGAGGAUUCUCAGGUUGCAUAAAAACAACUUCACAAGAGGUAUUCCUCAUUCUUUGUGCAAAUGUUCAUCUCUUCAUAUUUUAGACAUCGCACACAACAGCUUAACAGGAUCCAUCCCUCAUUGUUUUGGAGAGUUGAGCGGGAUGGUUGAGGCAGAAGAUAGUCAAUGGUUUUAUGAGGGCAUUUAUUCAAUUGAUGUGAUUCAAGUCAUUAAAGGAAUUGAGCUUGAAUAUACAACAACGCUGGGUUUAGUUGUUAAUAUGGACCUUUCAAGCAAUAAACUUACAGGAGAAAUCCCUCCAGAGAUAAGUGCACUUGCUAUGUUGAUGGGUCUCAAUUUGUCUCAUAAUCAUCUGAGUGGGAGUAUUCCAGAUAGCAUCGGAAACAUGAAGGCGUUAGUAUCUCUUGACUUCUCAGACAACCAACUAAGCGGGACGAUCCCUCCAAGCAUGGCUGCUUUGAACUUUUUGAGCUGGAUGAAUUUGUCAUACAACAACUUGUCAGGAAGAAUUCCAACCGGAAAUCAAUUGCAAACACUUAUCGACCCAUCAAUAUAUGCUGGUAACAGGAAUCUCUGUGGUGCACCUCUGCCAAAUAGUUGUUCCAAUCCUGAAAACCCACCAGCCACAACAAGCAAGAAGAAAUACAAAAAGGCUAAUGGGCUAAGGAAGGUAUGGUUUUACUUGGACAUAACGUGUGGAUUUGCAACAGGUUUUUGGGGUAUUAUUGGAGUUUUGGCAUUCAAGAAGGAAUGGAGAAGGAAGCUUUUUAUGAUUGCGGAGGUAACCAUGGAUAAGGUGUAUGUGGGGUUGCAGUGAAGAUUUCCAAGAUUAAAAGAGGCAGAGAAGCCUAAUAGAUUCUUAUAAUUGACAAUAUAUAUUUGUAAAAUUGUUGUUUUGAUUUAAAAUACUCUGUUGUGUAAUAAAUUUAGACCAUGGGUGUGUUUAUUAAUAGAAAUAAAAAUAUUACAAUACACGAGAUAGAAGAAUACAGGUGACAGAUUACAGAAGAAGUAGACUGAAG
Helianthus annuus (common sunflower) is the source of this 3574-nucleotide messenger RNA. Its product is annotated as receptor-like protein EIX1. The transcript has a single exon. Lineage: Eukaryota; Viridiplantae; Streptophyta; Magnoliopsida; Asterales; Asteraceae. Gene Ontology annotation, molecular function: protein binding. The coding region runs from base 1 to 3369 and encodes 1122 amino acids. Gene Ontology annotation, cellular component: plasma membrane. The record is from RefSeq and is a predicted model, not a curated record.